AUGAACGCGAGCGACGACACCUUUGGGCCUCGCCUCGAGGGCGAAUUCGACUUCACUUUGCUGUUUGAACAAAGCAUAUUGUCCAUCCUCCCCUCCGUGUUGCUAAUUUGUGUCGCUGCGGUGCGCAUUGGAUGGUUAUGUCGCAGACAAGUUCAAGUUCCGACUGGAACGCUUCUGGGAGCAAAGUUGGGCAUCGCAGGUCUUCUGAUGUGCUUGCAGCUUGCUGCCCUAGUCCUAUGGUCUCUAUCAAGCAGCCUACCAACACGUACAUCCAUUCCCGCCGCCACGUUGUGCUUGAUCGCAUCCGGCGUCAUUAGCGCCCUAAUCUAUGUCGAGCACAGACGCUCAGUUGGUCCCUCGAAGAUUCUCUCGGGUUAUUUGUUUCUAACAACCCUACUCGAUAUCGCUCAGGCCCGGACCCUGUUCCGACGAGCCGAAGUCCAGCCUCUAGCUGGGGUCUUCGCGGCCAGCCUAUUGUGCAGACUCGUCUUACUGUUCUUGGAAGAGAUUCCUAAGAGAUCAUUGUUACCGCCCAUACUCAAAAACAUUACGUCUCUCGAGAAAGCAAGUGGUCCACUAAACCGAACCGUAUUUUGGUGGCUGAACGGUCUUUUCCGCCAGGGGUUCGGAGGAUUGCUGUCUCUGGGAAACCUGUCCAUCAUCCACGCCAAGUUCGCAUCACGGCCGCUUCAAGAAAGUCUGAAUCGGGCAUGGCAAGAAUGCAGCAAGCGACAAAAGCAUUGUCUUACCAUUGCCACUUUCUACACUUUCAGGUCGACGUGUGCAUUGGUUGUGCUGCCUCGAUUAUGUCUUUCGGGGUUACGGUUUGCCCAGCCAUUUCUUAUUAAGAGAGUUGUUGAAUUUGUCAGCGAAUCAUCUACAGAUGAGACGAGGGGGGUAGCUGGAGGGCUGAUUGGCGCUACAGCGCUGGUAUACGUUGGAAUGGCCGUCAUGCGUGCUUACUAUCAGCAUCUCAACUUCCAGCUCACGACAAUGAUUCGUGGCGGCCUUGUUGCCUUGAUAUUUGAGAAGACUUUGAGAGUCGAUGCAGCGAAAGCGCGGGAAGGCGACGCCAUUAGCCUUAUGAGUGCUGAUAUUGAAGGAAUUGAACCUGGAAUUGGAAUCGUUCAUGAAGUCUGGGCGGCCAUGGUUGAGCUUGGAAUUGCCCUUUACUUGCUUGAGAUACAGGUCGGAGCUGCAUGCUUCUUCGUGGUCAUUCCCGCUACUACCGCUUGGUUGAUAACGUCCAGACUGAUGAAAGCAAUGCGCCCCGCGAGAAUGAUUUGGGGCAAAGCAAUUAAGGAACGGGUUUCUGCUUCAUCGGCGAUGCUCGCACAGAUCAAGUCGCUAAAGAUGAUGGGUUUAACCCAUUAUAUCUCAAGGUCCAUCCAAAAUCUCCGCGUUCAUGAAUUAGAUGUGUCGAGGAAGUUUCGGCUGGCACUUAUACGCAUUCUUACAACAGGACGACUCGCGGAUCAGAUGACACCCGUUAUUGUGAUCGCAGGCGCAGUUUUCUGGACGAAACGCACCGAGGAAGAGGAGUUCACCGUAGCCGAAGUUUUUGCUGCCCUAGCCAUCAUCUCAUUGGUUUCUUCGCCCAUCUCACAGCUCAUCUCUUGUCUUCCCAAUAUAAUGGCCUCCGUUGGCUGCUUCGAUCGCAUCCAAGAAUACCUAUUGGAAGAGGACGUUGAUGAUUCUGGCUCUCAUCUAUCAUCUUUGCAGUACAGCACGGGCCCCGGAAACGCGACCUGUCUCCCGUUGGAUACCCCUGUUGAACUGAUCGGGCUGAAGCCGCAGGAGUUUCUUGGGACAUCGAAUCCAAUUGCGGUUAUUGUCAAAGAUGGAACAUUCACGCCUUCCGAUGCAGACUCACCCAUUCUGCACAAGCUUGACCUAUCUAUUCAUCGGUCGUCUUGUACGAUGAUCAUUGGUGCAGUUGGCUCGGGCAAAACAACCUUACUCAAAGUCAUACUUGGAGAAAAGACUUUGUCGGAAGGCUGUAUUCGGAUCGAUCGCAAUCAACUUGCGUAUUGUGACCAAACCCCGUGGCUUCGGAACGUAUCGGUGCGGAAAAACAUUAUUGGCCCCUACGCUGAUGACGAUUCGUGGCUUGCCACCGUCGUCCGAGCUUGUGCGCUUGAGAAGGAUCUUGCUCUGCUCCCCAAUGGUGAUCAAACCCUAGUCGGAAGCGGGGGAGUUGCCUUGAGUGGCGGUCAAAAGCAUCGCGUAGCUUUAGCACGGGCCGUAUAUUCACGCAAACCUAUUCUCGUCCUGGACGAUAUGUUAAGCGCCUUAGAUAACGCGACCGCCGCAUUAAUUCUAAAGAGACUUCUAGGAAAGGAUGGGCUUCUGUGCUCAAUGGGGGUUACAGUCAUCCUCGCAACACACUCAGUCCACCACCUGCCUGUCUCUGACUUGAUCAUCGUUUUAGCCAAACCUGGCCACAUCGCUCAAAAAGGCAGUUUCGCCGAAUUGCAAAGUCAGAAUGGCUAUGUUCGAGAUCUAGCUCUAGAUCAGAGCUCUCAAGCCAGAUGUGAAGAUGAUGAAAGCAUCGAGAACGAAGCGAAAUCUGUACCACAGGCCGAGCCUGCAAGAGAAGAUCCUGAAUUGUUGGAUCUCAAACGGCAGACAGGAGACGUGAGUCUGUAUGCGUUCUAUCUUAAGUCCGUCAGCGCUACCAUUGCACUUUGCUGGCUAGGUCUAGCCGUUCUCUACACGGGCCUCUCCAAGGUACCUGACGUAUGGGUUCGAAUAUGGGCUGAACAGGGGAUGAACCACAAUUCCGGCUACUACUUCGGAUCCUACUUUGCUUUGGCCUUUUCGUGUGUAUUGGCAUCGGCCCUGAGCGUUAGUUUCUUUAUGCUAGUCAUUGUACCAAAGUCGUCUCAGCACCUUCAUUGGUUGUUCCUCAACUCGGUGAUGAAGGCACCACUGUGGUUCUUCACCACUACGGAUAGCGGCGUGACCCUAAACAGGUUCGCUCAAGACAUGACGCUCCUUGACAAUCGACUGCCCGUAGCCGCAUACCACACUCUAUACGACAUCCUGUUUGUCCUACUCAGUACUGCCUUGAUUGCUGCUGGUGCACAGUACGUGGCAGCAGUAAUACCUAUCAGCGUCAUUGUCCUAUACUUCCUCGCAAGGUACUACCUGCGCACAUCCCGACAGAUACGAUAUCUUGAUCUUGAAGCCAAAACACCUUUGUUUACCCUGUUCGCCGAAGCGAUCGAUGGCCUGACUACUAUCAGGGCUUUCGGCUGGAAGCAGCCAUUCCUCGAGGAGAACUUGAGACUUCUCGACGAAUCGCAGAAACCUUAUUACCUCUUGUUCUGCAUCCAGCGUUGGCUCGCCGUCGUCCUCGAUCUGUUCGUGGCUGCUAUUGCGAUCGUCCUGGUUGCCUUCGCCGUGGAAUUCCGCAACACAACAACACGAGGUGCCAUUGGCGUUGCCAUGAUCAAUAUCCUCGGGCUCAAUACAGAGCUGUCCGAGCUCGUUAAUAAUUGGGCUGAUCUGGAAACCUCCCUGGGUGCUAUUGCUAGAUUGCGUUCCUUCUUGCAACAUACGCCAAAAGAGGACAAGCCUGGCAGAGACGGGCGCGUGGACGCGGCCUGGCCUUCCCGAGGGCUCAUAGAGCUGAAGGGUGUCUCGGCAGCUUAUAGGGCUAAUGACAACCUUGUGCUUCAUAAUUUGUCCCUCACUGUGCUACCUGGACAGAAGAUUGGAAUCUGCGGUCGUACCGGAAGUGGGAAGAGUUCCUUCAUAUUAAUGCUCCUCUCUCUCCUCGAGCUAGAAUCAGGCUCCGUCCAUAUUGAUGGUCAAGAUCUCUCCAAAGUAUCCAGGGACUUGCUACGAACCCGCAUAGCCACCCUGCCUCAAGAUUCCAUCAAGUUAUCUGGCAGCGUGCGUCAAAAUCUCAUGGCUGCUGAGGCGAGUCUCUCGUGCCAAACCGCCGGCAGAUGCAACGAGAACGCGCGCCUGACACUGGCCCUGACAAAAGUCGGUAUGUGGGACUUGAUCCAGGAGCGCGGCGGCCUCGAUGCAGACUUCAGCGCCAUGGACCUGUCGCAAGGCCAACUGCAAUUGUUCUGUCUUGCGCGCGCCAUACUCCACGGCAACAAGCGUUCUAUCGUACUUUUGGAUGAAUCGACGAGCAACACCGACCGGGAGACGGACCAGCGGAUAAUGCAUGUUAUACGCGAGGAGUUCAAGCACUGCACUGUCAUUACCGUUGCACAUAGGCUAGAGACUAUCGUGGAUAGUGACCUUGUCGUUGUCAUGAACGCAGGCAGGAUCCAGGAGGUUGGGGAACCAAAGGUGCUAUUAGGCCAAAAGGAGUCUAAGUUUAGGAUACUGUGGGAUAGUCGAAACGCUUAA
This is a messenger RNA of Neoarthrinium moseri, 4374 nucleotides long. RefSeq lists its product as uncharacterized. Gene Ontology annotation, molecular function: ATP hydrolysis activity; ATP binding; ABC-type transporter activity. Gene Ontology annotation, cellular component: membrane. The transcript is spliced from 15 exons. NCBI's taxonomy places the organism in Eukaryota, Fungi, Ascomycota, Sordariomycetes, Amphisphaeriales, Apiosporaceae. The record is from RefSeq and is a predicted model, not a curated record. Gene Ontology annotation, biological process: transmembrane transport. The coding region runs from base 1 to 4374 and encodes 1457 amino acids.